UUUGGACAGCUACAGAAAUACCUUUGGAUCUUGCAGAGCAAACUUCAAACUCUGAGCUCAUGGCUGGGACAGGCUAUACAAAAGGAGUUUGACUUAAUUAGGUGUAAUGCAGAUGAUCUGAAAUUUAGACUUUGUAAAUGAACUUCACAUUUCCAUACAGAAGUGCUUUUUUUAUUUUAGCAUUCAUGAGCAUGAGUGACUACAGUUUUUACAGAUCCAUUACAGUUAGUAGAGCAUAUUUGACCCAUCUUUUCAUCGGAUUGUCCUUGUAGAUCAUGUUCUUCAGUGGAUGAGUUAUUGGAUUAUUGGAAUUGUGCUGGAUUUGUACUGGAUAGCUUAUCUUCAUGAAAGGCUUGGAGUUUCUGUUGAGAAAUAUGAGCACAUCUACAAACAAGCAUGAUGAAGAUGACGCAGGAAGGUCCACUGAGCUUCAGAAUGAUGAAAGUUUGAGAAACAAGGUGAGAGAAGAGGAGAAAAGAAAUAUGUUUGCAAUUGCUCCUUCUUAUCCAAUAAACAGAGGGAACAACAUAAUGAAGGAACCAUUUGUCAAGGGACGAAGGUCCAAGCCCAAACUAGUGUCGGCUCAGGCUGUGCUUUCAUCCAGACUGGAGCCAGAGUCCAUUCAGGAGGAACCGCUAAUGAAUCUAGAAAUUGUACAGGAUGGGGAGCCCAGUGCUGUUCUAGACUGCUCUAAAAACAAUGUUAGCAAAGACAGAAAGUUCACAGUUGAAGAAAGAUGGGAAGAGUCAGUAAAAGAAACUGGUAAAGAAAGAAAUACUGAAGAAAAGGCUUUAUCAACAGAGAGUGGAGCAGUGUCCAGGAAGAGCAUGUGGAAAGCUGGACAGAGGGAGAGAUGGAGGGGAAAGAGAAGAGAAAGGCUAGGAGGCAGCGUGGAGGACCUAGCGCAGGAAAAUGACAUUAUUGAGAAAGAAAUGAACCGUAGAAUUCAAUGGCGAGAUGCAGGAAAUCACUGGGGGUCCAAAGAAAGACGAGACGAGGAGUCUGAAAAGGAGGACGGGCUGGAAGAAAGAAGACAAGGGAGCAUGGAGGGAGAUCCAGAGGCAAGAGGAACCAUGUCACAACAUGUUUUCUCCAGGGUCUUUGCUCACUCCUUUGCCUCGUCGUCUUCUUCCUCAUCUUCAUCCUUCAACUGUUCCUCAGCAGAAAGUGAUGAAGUGUUCAGCGAGGGAGAGGAGAUGGCCAAGAGGAAGAACGUGAGGAGGUGUCGAUCCUGGAGGACAUUCCUGACCAUGAUGCAGUGGUCAAAGCGUAGACAGAGCUCCUGGAUUCAGCUGGCUGGACACCAAGGUAACAUCCAGCUGGGUGAAGGUGGGGAAGUGUUAAAGAGAUUCAGCGAAGUAGAGGACAGCUGUCUGCAGGCACUCAUGUCAGACCCCCUCCGCCGAUUCGUGCCUCAGUAUUAUGGGCACAUCAGCAGGAAUGGAGAGCAUUACAUCCGUCUGGAGGACCUGCUGAGUGGCCUCAAGCAGCCAGUCAUCAUGGACUGCAAAAUGGGGAUCCGUACAUAUCAGGAGGAGGAGAUUGUUAAAGCCAGGACCAAAGCAAGUUUGAGGACUGAUAUGUACCAGAAGAUGGUGAAAGUAGACCCUACAGCUCCCACAGAGGAGGAACACGAGCAGAAAGGUGUAACCAAGUUGCGCUACAUGCAGUGGAGGGACAGCACCAGCAGCACUGCAGCACUGGGGUUCCGCGUAGAAGGCAUUAUGACGGAGAAUGGGAUUGUACUAAAGGAUUUUAAUAAAACACAAACCAAAGCACAAGUCACUGAGACUCUGUUAUUCUUUACCAAGAAGCAGGUUCAUAUUCUAAAGGCCUAUCAAUCCAGACUAGAGGCCCUGAAAGAGACAUUAAAGAAAUCUGCCUUUUUCAACAGCCACGAGGUCAUAGGAGGCUCUCUCCUUUUUGUACAUGAUCACACCAGCAAGGCCAACAUAUGGAUGAUUGAUUUUGGGAAGACCAUACCCACACCUGAAAACAUAUGUCUGAAACACGAUGUGCCAUGGGUCGAGGGGAAUCAUGAGGAUGGCUACCUCAUUGGUCUGGACUCCCUAAUCUCUCUGUUGAGUGAGGCCAUCAAGGAAGCUACAGGUGAAAACACGAAGACCCAAAACCCACAGACUGACCACAAGGAGACAGAGAGAAUUAAUCAACCCCAGUCUGAGCUACACAAGCCACAAUCGGACUUGUUAAAGGAAACUACAAGUAGCAAUCACCUUGACUGAUUACUGCUUUUGUACUUUUCAUUUCACACCAAUAACUAUUUGUAAACAAUACUGCCAGACUGUGAUGUUAAGCAUUUAUAACAGGUGUAUCACCCUGGAUUGGACUGUAAUUGUGGAACCCUACUUUUUUAUGUUUUAUAGUAUUUUUGUAAUAUCAUUUUGUGAUGGUGAUUAACUAUGUAAAUUCAUUUUGUGUUAUUUAUAAAAACUAACUUAAAUGGUUACUUCUUUGUUAAUUUUAGUUCAUUUUUAUGUGGCAAUAUCAAUUAAUCUUGAGGGGAAAAAAGCCUAGUAUUAAACAAAAUGCUGUUGUUCCUGUGCUGAAAAAAAAACUUUUCUUGUACAAAUUUGACACAUACAAUCUUAGCAAAAAAGGUUCUAUAUAGUACCAAAAAGUGCUCUUUGACUUGUGACAACAGCUGAACCCUUUUUGUUACUAUACAGAACCAUCUUUUAAAAGCUUCUUUAAAUGUGAAUUUUACUCAUUUUUCAU
Molecule: messenger RNA, 2736 nt
Organism: Pygocentrus nattereri (red-bellied piranha)
Lineage: Eukaryota; Metazoa; Chordata; Actinopteri; Characiformes; Serrasalmidae
Product: inositol-trisphosphate 3-kinase A
Exons: 7
Coding region: 345-2243 (632 amino acids)
Biological process (GO): inositol phosphate biosynthetic process
Cellular component (GO): cytoplasm; nucleus
Molecular function (GO): inositol-1,4,5-trisphosphate 3-kinase activity; inositol tetrakisphosphate kinase activity
Source: RefSeq, a predicted model, not a curated record